Messenger RNA from Prorocentrum cordatum, 1097 nucleotides. The record is from the annotation of a GenBank genome assembly. NCBI's taxonomy places the organism in Eukaryota, Dinophyceae, Prorocentrales, Prorocentraceae.
GGGCUCCGCUGCUGGCGGCGGCCGAGCAGACGGCGCAGCUCGAGACGGCCGCGUUCGGCGCGCGCGCCGCAGGGGAGCCAGGGGCGGGGUCGCUCAACGUGAACGAGAGACGGCGGGCCUAUGCGCGGCAGUCCACCCACGGGCCCGCUCGCGACACCAUGCACCAGCUGGGGAUCACCGAGCAGGCAGCCGUCCAGCAGCGGACUUCCACCAGCUACAACCGGUUGCUCUCUGCCUUCAGGAUCUCUUGUGACCUCACCAGUCUCACCAUGCCAGCCCGCUCGCUCGACGCUCGGGUCGUGCAGUUCUUCGAUCACCUGUAUCUGGAAGGGAAGGCACCCUCCGCCGGCGAGAAGUUUAUUACAGUCCUCAUGUUGUUCAUCCCAGACUAUCAUGUUCGGGGCCGCCUGCCGCUGCCACGGGCGGGGCGGGCGCUGCGCGGCUGGAGGAGGCUCGCGCCUACCAGUGCGCGCAGGCCACUGCCUUGGGCGGUCUGCUGCGCGGUCGCGGUGCAGAUCCUGGCCGAGGCAGCGACGGUCAGCCUGCCCUACGGCUUCGAGGCAGCCCUGGCCUGGAUCAUGAUGGUGGACACGUAUCUACGGCCAGGAGAGGCGAUGAGGCUCACUGCAGCGCAGGUCUUGGGGCCCUGCGGGAUCGUCUCGGACGUGGUGAUCCACGUAAACCCCGUCUACAUGCUGAGGGCCUCCAAGACAGGCGAGAUGGACGAAACCGCGACGAUCUCGCGACGCUGGAUCGGAGCGUGUCUUGUCGCCCUUGCCUCGAGCCGCCGUGGGCGGCCGUUGUGGCCUCUCAUGCUGUCGCAGCUGAAGGACCUUUUCGAUCGCGCUGCCGCGCGAGUGGGACUCGCGCCGCUCUCGCCAGUUCUCUACAUGGCCCGCCACUCAGGGGCGAGCAUUGACCGCCAGGAGGGCAGGCUGAACCUCGACGAGGUCGCCAAGAGGGGACGCUGGCGCACGCUGAGCAGCGUGCGGCGCUACGAGAAGCGGGGCCUGCUGCAGGAAGUCUGGAACAACCUCAGCGUGCGCCAGCGCCAGUACUGCGAGUCAGCCGCGGCCGCAUUCGCCGACAAGCUCGCG